Megalobrama amblycephala (Wuchang bream) is the source of this 4408-nucleotide messenger RNA. It is a transcript of the gene adra2b, whose product is annotated as adrenoceptor alpha 2B. The coding region runs from base 1117 to 2637 and encodes 506 amino acids. Gene Ontology annotation, molecular function: adrenergic receptor activity. Gene Ontology annotation, biological process: adenylate cyclase-activating adrenergic receptor signaling pathway. The transcript has a single exon. The record is from RefSeq and is a predicted model, not a curated record. Gene Ontology annotation, cellular component: membrane. Lineage: Eukaryota; Metazoa; Chordata; Actinopteri; Cypriniformes; Xenocyprididae.
UGACGCCCGUCCUGACAUCACUUAUACUGGGGUACUGAGGAGAACCGCUGCGUAGAUAUGAAGCCAGAGCGGCUCGCGCGAGCCGCACUAAUACUUAAAACUGUCACUGAGGUAAUGCGCGAGGCACGUAGAAGACAUUUAACCUACUGAAUGAGAUACUGUGACUAAAACGGGAGAAACACGGAGGGACACGGACGACAAACUGUUUUCAGACAUACUUCUUUUUAGUGCUUGGACAUGCCCGACACAUUUGGUGUGCCUCUGAUUCUUUAUUAUGCCGACUUUCUACACUCAGGAAUGUAACAACGACACAACUACAUCAGACUCCAUCAUCUAUCAGGGUAGUUGCUGCGCUUAAAUUCCUUUUGCAAACUUGUGAAAACUGUGAGGGGAAACUGGCACAUCGCCGCGCGCUGCUGCGUGCUCUCUGGAGAUUUAUAUUUAAAGCCUCGCGCUCCGUGGAGGGUUGUGCAUCUGGGUAACCUACUUUAAGCAUUCCAAUAUAUUUGUUUUGUAAGAACUUGUUAUGAAUUUACAACAUUUUUAUUCUUAACUUGGAUAUUUAAAAUGUUAUUACUGAAUAACUGUUUUCCAAAUCAUUUACAGAAGCACAAUAUUGCGCAUCUUUUAUAUAUUUGCAAUUAAUCGGUCUCAUAUUUUUUUGCAUUGGUUCUAGGCGGUUUUUGUUUUAUUUUUUCCCCUCACAUUUUCAUUUGUAAAUUAUAGUUAAUCACAACCGUAAAUUAUAAUUCAUUCGAUUUAAUCUGACAUUUAAUUUAUUUGAUUGUUGUCCUGUAAAUUAAUUCGCACGUUUCCAUAUCUGUUCCAAACGUUUAUUCCGUUUUUAAUGUGACGCAAAGUAAUAAAGUACCAAACACUCGAUCAGAUCUGACAUUACAAUGGCUGCCAUAUAUUUACUGCAGUUAGAGAUGUAUUCAUUCGUUUAUACGUAAGGGGGUUUAUAUAUUAAUCUAAUAUUUAACAAAAUAUCUUCUACUAAGUUCUUAGAAGAAAAAAAAAAAAAAAAAAACAGCUGAUCGAAAUUGCUCAUCACAUUCGGAUUACAAUAGAGAAGACUAGUCCACGUGCACACUCAGUGGCAGGGCAUAGGCAGUCAUGGAUAGCGCGUGCUCUGCAGGCACGGGUCUGCCUGGCCACAACAUCAAUGUCACCGGAGGCACGUCUUCACCCACUUGUAACCAGAGUAAGAUAAAACUCGCCCCAUACUCUCCAGAAGCCACAGCUGCCUUUGCAACAGCCAUCACGUUGAUGAUUCUUAUUACAAUCGUGGGCAAUAUUUUGGUCAUCAUCGCUGUUUUAACCAGCCGUUCACUAAGAGGACCCCAGAAUCUCUUCUUGGUCUCCCUUGCGGCUGCAGACAUCUUGGUAGCCACCCUCAUCAUCCCAUUUUCGCUGGCCAAUGAACUGAUGGGCUACUGGUAUUUCCGCUCAGUAUGGUGUGAGAUUUACCUGGCGUUGGAUGUGUUGUUCUGCACUUCCUCUAUAGUACACCUGUGCGCCAUCAGUCUAGACCGCUACAUGUCUAUCUCACGCGCCGUCACAUACGGCGCAAAGCGGACGCACAAACGCAUCAAAUGUGCAAUUUUGGUGGUGUGGCUGAUCUCAGCAGUAAUCUCCUUUCCACCGUUACUCUCCAUGAACAAGAAAGGUGGCGAUUCAGGUGGGCUGCCACAAUGUCAGCUCAAUGAUGAGCGCUGGUACAUCUUAUACUCUACUAUCGGUUCCUUCUUUGCUCCUUGUCUGAUUAUGAUCUUAGUCUACAUGAGGAUCUACCAGAUUGCCAAGCAGCGCACACGGUGUCCUCCAGGGGAGCCCCGCAAAGAGGUCCCAGCUAAUGCCGCGACACCUGAGCACAAGCUCGAAAAGGAGGGUCUACAAAAUGGAAGAGGCGAUGAAACACCCGCUUCCCUGCAUAAAAACCCUAGGCCUCCAACUCUGGCUGUGUCCCAAGUGGAGUCCGCCCAGCAGGAGACAAGCAACCCGAUUGCCAACAACCUUUUGCAAGCCCCUUCGACAGCCUUGACGCCAACCACACCGUGUCCCUCCCUGUCUCCUUCGAAUUCAUCUGAAAUGGCUCCUAAUAAAGCUAAAGGAGGUAAGAAGGCAAAGAAGAUCAAGAAACAGCCCGACAAUAAUAACGGAGAGAGCAUGAGCUCUGACUCGGACACAGAGCAAGGUGGGAGGGGGUUAGAGGUCCCUUGCACUCCGGCCGUGACGCCGAGUGGCAUCCAUUCCCCCGCCACUAUCCAGAAAUACAGGGACAUGAUCGCCACCGCCAAAGGUGCCAAGCUGGUGACCCGGAGGAUGAAGCAGGAAGGAACGCCCAACUCGGCACGCCGCAAAGCAAUGGUGAACCGAGAGAAACGCUUCACCUUUGUGCUGGCGGUGGUAAUCGGCGUCUUUGUCAUCUGCUGGUUCCCCUUCUUCUUCUCGUACAGCCUACAGGCUGUGUGCCCAGAGACAUGCUCCCUGCCAGAGCCGCUCUUUAAAUUCUUCUUCUGGAUCGGCUACUGCAACAGCUGCCUCAACCCGGUCAUCUACACCAUCUUCAACAAAGACUUCCGCAGAGCCUUCAAAAAGAUUCUCUGCACGAACACCAAAGGCACAUUCUUCUGAAGCUCCUGAGGUGGAUUGCCUCCUCGGACAACAAAUAUAAAGCUAUUCAGAACAUGGACUAAAAGAAGCACAAUAACGGUGCUGUUGCGACAUAAAUGAAGGGCUUUUUGUGCUGCCCUGUGAAGUAAGGACAUCAUGCGAUUCGAAUGACUUUAUAUCUUGACCAGGUUGUGCUAUAAAUGGGGCUAAUCCAAAAAUAUUCAGACAUUGACAAAUCAAGCCUGAAAACAAAAGAAUUUCUGUAGACUAUCGCACACCUGUGAGGACAAGCCACAGCACACGGAGCACAAUACGAAGGUUAUUGUAUUUUUUUUUCGGUUAUCUUGCCUUUCUAAGUACACAAGGCCUUGGUGGUACUGCAAACUUGGAUUUCUCGAAGGAUUUCACCAUUCAGAAUUUUUACGUACAGCUUUUCCAUGCUGAUUGGUCUACCUGAUGCCUACACAGCAUUACUUCUGCGGAACAAAGCUGAAAGACACAAAAUACACUUGUGGUAAUCCUUGCCAGGGGCAAUGUGUAUGAAAUGAGCUGACGCAAGUUUCUCCAAACGAACGUUAAGGCUUCUAGUUACAGAUCCCCCCCUAGUGCAGGGCCAUUGGGGAGAUUUAAAACAUGCUCUGAUGCAGAAAAGCUCUGUGAAUACAGAACACCUGUCAUGGAUGGGAGAAAGCUGUCUUUUUCCGUCUUGGACUGGUUGCCAAUAGGCUUUAAGAUAGCAAAAUGUUUAUUACGGGAACUUUUGAUAUGUAUUAGGACAAAUGGUCUUUUUUUAAAAAAUAUGAUAAGACUCUUUGCAUCAUCAAAAAAUGACUUUAAUGACUGUGUCAGAUGACACAAACACCUCCUGAUUUCACUGGAGGCGCUCUUUCUGACUUGGUUCAGCACUUUUCUUUGUAUAAAAGAACAAAUGAUCAUUUGUUGGUGUACACUGAUCUACUGCACCCUAAAUGUCUGAACAUUCAGCAGGGUGAUACUUUGGGACUAAGGGCUGAUAGCAGUGAUGCUUUCUAUUUCUUUGGUCAUUGUCUUUUUUUGCUAAUGAUCCCCGUGUGUGUGUGUGUGCAGAGCAAAAUUGUGAAUUGUGUCCAACUGCCGUGUGUGUUUGGAAAUGUAUGCUGUGUGUGAGAGGGUGUGCGAAUGUUGUUGCGUGGAGGUUUCUUUGCAUAAGUGACGGUGUGCGAGUCCAUAUUCCUCCCCUGAUUCCACUGGCACCAGUUCAACUAUAUAUGUAUGUGCUUGAUAAAUGUGGCUGGUUUGCCAUAUCUGCCAGUGCUAUGAUUCAGCUACUUCUCGUGCCAAUGCUUUUACAUGUUUUGCUGCUAAACUCAUUUAGUAUCUUCUUAAACCAGAGUUUAUUUCAAAAGAAUCGUUUUAUUGCAGUUCAUUUUGAACAAAUCACUUUGAGACAAAUGAGGCAAAUCUAAGAUGAGAGCUGUAAAUUAUUAUGUGAAUGAUUUUGUAUUUAUUUAUCCUAUUUCCUAUUGUUUCCCCCUCAUAUAUUCCCAAAUUUUUUGCUUUCCCCAAGGAGAAAACAGACAUGAAGAGUUCAGUAUUAGCUAACGCAAUUGAAAAUCCUCCUACUGUACUUUUUUUAUUUUGGUAUGACUUUUUUUGUAUGUGUCAGGACAUUGCAUUCGGGCUGCAAAUUUAAAAGCUUUGUGAUUGACAGGAUCCUGGUAACUGUAUCCCUUUUGCCUCCUUGACUCCUCUUUCUUCAGUGUAAUGCUGUUGGUUUUCCACUGCUCUUUAAAAAUAAAACCGCUGAGCUGUG